AUUAAUAUCGCUUAGUUAUUAAUGUUUAUGUUACUAAAUAAAUAAUUAUUAAUCAGUAUUGAAAAGAUUACACGGCUUAACUCACCUUACACUAGAGUACUUAGCUACAAUGACCUUGACACUUGUCUAGUGACUACUGUUGUUACGGAAGAUUAUUAUCGCUUAGUUAUUAAUGUUUAUGUUACUAAAUAAAUCAUUAUUAAUCAGUAUUGAAAAGAGUACACGGCUUAACUCACCUUACACUAGAGUACUUAGCUACAAUGACCUUGACACUUGUCUACUGACUACUGUUGUUACGGAAGAUUAUUAUCGCUUAGAUUUUAAUGUUUAUGUUACUAAAUAAAUAAUUAUUAAUCAGUAUUGAAAAGAGUACACGGCUUAACUCACCUUACACUAGAGUACUUAGCUACAAUGACCUUACCGCACCAUUUGGCCGAGACGAAGGGCAGGCAGGCAGUGGACACAAUGGACAGUUAGUGAUAAGAGAGACUAUAGCUGACAGCUACUGAUAAAGCUGCCUGGGCAGUGAGUGGGUUGGACAGUGAACAUAGUCGCAGUAGUGAUCAGGCUCUAUGCACCAGCCAGCUGCACUCCGUAAACGCCUGUGCUGUUGUUACGAGGACGAGGACUCGGACUCGGGCAAGUACCAGUUGACAGAUGUCGCAUCCUCGACGGGUCAGUUCUUCACGGCGGCCCACCACGACAUGUCUACCUACUUCCGCGACGGUCGACGCAAGAUAGACUUCGUGAUGGUGUACGAGGAGACACUGGUGGCGGGGAGCAGCGCUCAGAGCCGAAGAGCUUCUGUCAUGGUGCCGCAUCCCGUGCACAUGCUCGACAAGAAGUUGGCCAAGCACGAGAACUGGAGGCAGAGGUUCAUGUCCAACCUGAGGAAGGCCGGUUUGGACAUGGAAGAAGAGGUGGUGGAGGCCCAGAACCGCAAGCUCGUGUAUUUCAUCAAACUGCACGCGACUUGGCCUGUUCUCUGCCAUUAUGCGGAAGAACUCAAUAUGCGAGCACCACUACAGGCUCAUCCCAACCCAUCUGUCAACUGGUCUGAGAUUGCCCUCAAAGCCCUCAAAUUGCCCAACAUUAUGUAUGAGGACGUGCCCUGCAAGCCCUUGGACUUCUACACAUGUCCCUUCAGGAAAUCCAAAAUCGAUAAAUUCCUUGGAAGCGAGAACCGUGAUACAUUUUUCAGUAACGUCCAGAGAAGUCGAAUCGUAUAUGAAAUCUUAUCCACUGCCAUAUUUGGAAAGAAGAAGAAAGGGGAAGUUGGGAUCGAUAGGUUGGUAGACGAAGGAGUCUUCUCUUCGUCAUUUCCUCUUCAUGAUGGUCCUUAUGAGUGUAAAAACAUGAAAGGAAGUGAGGUACCUCUAAACCCCAGACAGGUUCUCUACGAGUAUUGGGCUCGGUGGGGGAAAUGGUACAAGUACCAACCUUUAGACCACAUCCGAGAAUACUUCGGGGAAAAGAUAGCAAUAUACUUCGCUUGGUUAGGUUUCUACACGGGAUGGCUGCUGCCGGCAGCUAUGGUGGGGUUGCUGGUGUUCCUGUACGGGGUGUUCACUAUGAACAACAACCGCUUGGCGCUGGAAGUGUGUAACAGCGGGGGUAGUUACAAGAUGUGCCCUCUGUGUGACGAGAAGAUUGGCUGCAAAUAUUGGGAUCUCAGUGAUGUCUGUGAUGAUGCCAAGAUUGCCUACUUGUUCGACCACCCAGGAACUGUAUUUUACGCUGUUUUCGUUUCUUUCUGGGCCGUGACAUUUUUGGAAUACUGGAAGAGAAAAUCGGCUUCUUUGGCUCACCACUGGGACUGCAUGGGGUUCAAGGACGAGGAGGAGCGCCCUAGGCCUGAAUUUGCCGCGAGAGCGCCUUUCUUCGAGAGGAACCCUGUCACUGGGAUUCCUGAGCCCAGUUUCCCGAAAGCUCUCAGGAAUAAACGAGUGGCUGCGGGAAUCGGCAUAGUCUUCCUGAUGAUAUCAUUAGUUAUCAUCUUCAUAAUUGCAGUGAUAAUCUACAGAGUGUUAAUAUCCAUGCCACUGUUCCAAAACCAAACAUUCCGCUCUCAGGCUCAGAGCAUUGCCAAUGUGUCUGGUGCAGUGGUUAAUUUGGUCAUCAUCAUGCUUAUGAGUAGAAUGUAUGAAAACCUUGCCUAUCGUCUUACUUCAUGGGAAAUGCAUCGAACACAGACCGAGUUUGAUGACAACUUAACCUUCAAGGUGUUCAUCUUCCAGUUUGUCAAUUACUACUCAUCUAUCUUCUAUAUAGCCUUCUUUAAAGGUCGUUUUGUGGGCUAUCCAGGGAAUUAUACUCUUAUCUUAAGCCUUAGAAAUGAAGAUUGCAGUGCCGGCGGCUGUUUGAUCGAACUCGCUCAGCAACUGGCUGUCAUUAUGAUUGGCAAGCAGAUAAUUAACAACGCACAAGAAAUUCUUCUGCCAAAAAUUAAAGCUUGGUGGCACAACAAGAGGGUGAAACUGUCGAAGAAGCACACAAAGACCAGGUGGGAAGAAGACUACCAACUUGUAGAUAAUGAAGGUCUUUUUGAAGAGUAUUUGGAAAUGGUCCUCCAAUUCGGAUUCAUUACCAUAUUUGUGGCCGCUUUUCCGCUGGCACCUUUAUUUGCACUUUUGAACAACUGGGUAGAGAUUAGACUGGAUGCACAAAAGUUUGUCUGUGAGAACAGAAGAAUUGUGGCGGAGCGAGCAGAAAACAUUGGAAUAUGGUUCAAAAUCCUGCACAUGCUCGCUCACCUUGCUGUGAUAAGUAAUGGUUUCCUGAUAGCUUUCACAUCAGAGUUUCUGCCGAAACUCUUGUACCAGUACGACUACAACUGGGAUCUAUCGGGCUACGUGAACUUCACACUGGCGUACUCUCCGGUCGGCGCCCACAAGCAGCAAUGUCGCUACCGAGGCCUGAGAGACGAGAACGGAAACCACACACCGUUCUUUUGGAGGCUGUUAGCCGUCCAGUUCGCUUUUGUCAUUAUAUUUGAACAUGUUGUGUUUGGAGUGUGUCGCUUGAUUGACGUCCUAGUCCCUGAUAUCCCAGAGAGCCUGGAGCUGAAAAUAAAAAGAGAGCGAUAUCUUGCCAAACAGGCUCUCCAGGAUUCGGAUUCGAUAAUGAAGGUGAUUUCAUACUUGCCAGCUCAAUUUGUAGCAGCUGGAGUGGAGGAUAGUAUAGACAUAUCUAAACGUAUGGUGUUGGACCUGACCGCCGAGCUGGGAGGCGGAGAAGUGUCCCCACAAGGGGGUGAGCCCCCCACGAUACCUAUACAGCUACCCCCCUCGAUACCUAUACAACUGCUGUCCCCGACGGGGUCAGAGCCUCCGACGAUCCCCAUACAACUGACGUCACUCCCCCCGCAUCUGCCCCCACGACGCUCCAUGACCACCCUCAACAUACACCAGCCGCCCACACGUUCCAUAGAACGAGUCAGACCCCGGCCUAAAAGCCAAACAUCUUGACACGAUAUUACCACCCUUUGAGACUCGAGUGAUAAUGACUGAACGUAUAUUUUUGUACAAGGAAAGUGUGGUGAAAAUGUUGUUGAUCGCGUCUCACGUGAAAUGAUCUGUGAUAAUCUUAUUAUUUAAUAAGCUAUUUCUUUACAUAGUCCGCUAGAUGUUUCCGAUGUAAGUGUUGUUUUAUUCUCGAUAUAUCAAAUGAAAUUAGGAUAUGUGUUCAUUAUUAUUGAUACAAGCAAUAACAGGAGAAGAGUACCAGUUUUAAUUUCGAUAAACAAAUAAUUUAAGUCAAUUUACAUUCCUAAGAUAAUGAAGUUGUUACUGUUUUAUAAAAACAAUUUUAUAACAAUAUCGUAUCAACAUUAGACUCAACAGCAUUAAAGGGUAAAUAUUGUCAUGUUGUAAUGGUGUAUACAUCAACUAAAUUGAACCCUAAUAAUUAUUUAUGCUGUAUAAUAAUGCCUUUUAAUAGCACUGAAAUUGAUAAUAAGUAGGUAAUUUAUAAUGUUAGAAUAUUAGCAAUUUUGAUAGACCCUUUAUGAAUUUAUAAAGAUUUUUUUAUUCCAUUAAAUUGUAGAAAAGUGUGCAACAAAAGAAAUUUCCAUUUGCUACAAACCAACAUAUCUUAAUACGUAUACACUCUUGUUGAUCGACUUUCUCUCUUUGUUUGUUUAUUUUAACGGUAGAGAAUCUUAAUAGAUGUAGGACAAAAAUAAUAAAUACUAUAUGCUUUGGUAGAUAAAAAUAUGAUUUUUACACUUUUUUACAGAUAAUUAAGUAGGAAUACCUCUUCAUAUCCAGUAAAACUUAUGCACCAGUAAUGAUUUAAAAUUUAAAACAAUUUUAUUUUGUCCAAUUAUGUUUUAGUCACUAUAUGUUAUCUCAGAACAUUAUAUACUAAAUUAAAUUUUUUUAAGAGUUUUGUUUUUGAAUAUUUGGCUAAAAUACUAUUUAUUCUCUUCGUAGUGUAAGUCCGUAAGUAUGUGAAGAGUCAGAAAGUACAGCAGUACAUUUAGUUGUUCGCUCACUUCAUACAAACACAUAACAACUACAAGUGCCUUAUUUCCUUAAUCUGUUUUCAGUCAUAGAUGUAAGAAUUAUAAUUAGCAAGUUUAUUUCAAGAGAUUAUGAAAUUUUUAUGAUAAAAACCAGUUGAUGCACUAUGACAUUAUCAAUAAUUUUUCUGAGAAAUUGACAUAGUUUGUGGAACUCUAACCCAUCUCAGAAUUCUACCAAUUCUCCCACAAAAUAUUAUCAUCCAAACUUGUAUUAACUUUAAAAAACAAACCUGUAGCCCAACUAUGCAAACCACAGAGAUAUAUGGAAAUCAAUCUAGCAAUCAUAGCAGUCCUCAUAUUUCCAAAAUUCGUGACUUUUGGUAAGAAAAUAUCAGUGUCAAAAAUAUUUUCUUUCCAAAGCCUCCAUUACUAUCUCGGUAAUCUUCACCCCUAUCCCGGCAGUGCCAGAUUUGCCACUAGGCUGACUAAGGCCCAGGCCGCACGAGGUCUCAGAUACAUACUGUGUAUAGGAUUCGAAUAUCAUUGUCUACAGCAUGGCGAUAGAUUGGUACUCCCAACCACUCUCUUCAUGUCAUGUUUUAAUUUGGUUUUAACUUUUUUACAACAAUAUUUUCUGGUUGGAAGGCAAUGGUCUCACACUUGAGCUACGAUUGUGAUUGAAGUGUGAGAGCAUUGCAAGUGUGAGAGCAUUGCAUGUGUGAGAGCAUUGCAUGUGUGAGAGCAUUGCAUGUUUGAGAGCAUUCAACCGAUCAAUUGCCCUGUGCAGCCGCUUUUCAUUCUAAGAUAUGGAUUUUAAAUUAAGUUAAUAAUAACUCAUCUAACACAGGGGUUUGGACAAAAUUUUGUCAUAGGCCUCAAGAUCAGUAAAUCUGGCACAGGUUCCAGGUAUAAAUGGCAUACUCAAACUUCGAUCAACAUCUAUAAAGCAUAUCUGGAUCUUUAGUGUUGGAAAAUUCAGUACAUGGACUGAAAUUUUUCUUUAAUAAAAAAACACAGUUUAAUAUGUUUUGUCUCCUGAAUUGAUGUUUGACAAUAAAUAAAUAAUGAACAUGCCUUUCCAUCGUAAAUCCAACUUUUUUAAAUAGAUUACCAGUCCCAUUGUCAUUUCAGGUCAUGAAAUUGUUAGAAAUCGGGCAUGUAGUCAAAAAUAAAAUUAAAUACAGAUGGAUAAAUAAACACACAUCCACAAAAACAUUCAACUCAAUGAAUAAAUACAAAAUAAUUUCAUGUUAGUUGUGUAUGGGCCGGCCCUUGUCAGGAAUGGAUGAUAAAUCUUUCUGGUAGCACGUCUACAUACUGACUGCAAUACUGGUGAAUGAAGUGAUUGCUACGUGGAACUUUUCAUACCCACGUCCACUUAUAUAUGGUAAUUAAAGUUAAGCCCAAGAAAAAUGUUUAUGUAGCAGAAUCUGUUUAUGAGUUAAUCUGUUAUGAGUCAAUUUAUUCACAUCAAAUAUGUUUGUUUAAAAUAAUGUAAAUCUUGAGCUAUGCUUAUGUUACAACUUUUUGCCGAACGCUUUGAGAACCAUCCUCCAUUGGAUGUGAAGAGUCACUAACUAUCUUACAAACUAUUAAGUCCAGUAUACAUUUAUUAAGUUUAACUUUCACAACUUGAGCGAAAACAAGAAUAUUAAACCACUUAUAACAGGACAUAUAUUGUAAAUCCUUCAAACUUUAAACCAGUGUAAUUUUUUAGAAUGAACCUUUUCAGGUUUUAUUUGCAAAAUUGUACUCUACUAAUAGAAACUUUUAAUUUUAUUUACUCGACGUAUGCUCUAACUCCUUGCGAUCCCCCUGACAUGAUAAAAAAUUUGGAAGUUACUUUAAAAAGUAGAUUUAUAGGUGCAGUAAUGAUGCACCAAGUUUUAUUGCUUUCGGGAUCUUUCGGGAUUUACACCCUGUACAUAGAAAUCGAUAGAGAAAUCUCUCCUAGGAAAGGUCUACUCUCAGCCACACUAGUCUCGGUGGAUAUUGAAAUGGGAGAGUAUCAGAAAUCUCUCCUAGGAAAGGUCUACUCUCAGCCACACUAUUCUCGGUGGAUAUUGAAAUGGGAGAGUAUCAGAAAUCUCUCCUAGGAAAGGUCUACUCUCAGCCACACUAGUCUUGGUGGAUAUUGAAAUGGGAGAGUAUCAGAAAUCUCUCCUAGGAAAGGUCUACUCUCAGCCACAAUAGUCUCGGUGGAUAUUGAAAUGGGAGAGUAUCAGAAAUCUCUCCUAGGAAAGGUCUACUCUCAGCCACACUAGUCUCGGUGGAUAUUGAAAUGGGAGAGUAUCAGAAAUCUCUCCUAGGAAAGGUCUACUCUCAGCCACACUAGUCUUGGUGGAUAUUGAAAUGGGAGAGUAUCAGAAAUCUCUCCUAGGAAAGGUCUACUCUCAGCCACACUAGUCUCGGUGGAUAUUGAAAUGGGAGAGUAUCAGAAAUCUCUCCUAGGAAAGGUCUACUCUCAGCCACACUAGUCUCGGUGGAUAUUGAAAUGGGAGAGUAUCAGAAAUCUCUCCUAGGAAAGGUCUACUCUCAGCCACACUAGUCUCGGUGGAUAUUGAAAUGGGAGAGUAUCAGAAAUCUCUCCUAGGAAAGGUCUACUCUCAGCCACACUAGUCUCGGUGGAUAUUGAAAUGGGAGAGUAUCAGAAAUCUCUCCUAGGAAAGGUCUACUCUCAGCCACACUAGUCUUGGUAGAUAUUGAAAUGGGAGAGUAUCAGAAAUCUCUCCUAGGAAAGGUCUACUCUCAGCCACACUAGUCUUGGUGGAUAUUGAAAUGGGAGAGUAUCAGAAAUCUCUCCUAGGAAAGGUCUACUCUCAGCCACACUAGUCUUGGUGGAUAUUGAAAUGGGAGAGUAUCAGAAAUCUCUCCUAGGAAAGGUCUACUCUCAGCCACACUAGUCUUGGUGGAUAUUGAAAUGGGAGAGUAUCAGAAAUUUUAAAAUUAUUAAACAACAUUAAAACUAACUUUUAUAUGCAUAAAUAAAUAUUAAACAAUAGUUCUAUAAAAUGUUCUGCUGUACUUCUGAACUUAUCAACACUCUCAAUUAAUUAAAGGCUAUUUCUUUUAAUAAAUCUUUCAUCAUAAAUAUUUGUUUUAUGGAGUUUUUGUAUUAUUUGAUUAAAAUUUGCUUGAUAUGGACGAUCAAGAUUUUAAAAUAGAUUAUACUUGUUUUUCUCCACUGCUUUCAGGCAUUUUGUAACAGCGGUUGCAGAAUUUCUGAGUAUACGCUAAAAUUGAACUAAUCUCUCUUUCUGUAGCUUUCUCAUCUAUAAAUUAUGCACUCUCAUUGUUAUUAAAUAACGACAAUAAAUUUAUAUCAUUAAAUGCAAUUAAGACACUUUGUAAGCUGCAAUUUAAUCAGUGCUCUUUGAAGGGUCUGAAAUAUAAAGUAGUGCCUGAUUAUUUUAGUUGUUUCUGACAAAUGUUAUACAAAAUCGUACUUUUUGUUGUGCGUUGUCUGUUUUUAUCAAGUUAUAGCUUGCUUUUAAACUAAUUAGCUUGCAUAAAGGCAAAUCUAACUAUUAACAGAGCUUUAAGUUUUGUUUAAUCGAAUAAAGGUUUAAUUGGUACUCAUGGUGUACCGUAACUGAAUCCGUACAUUGAGAGUUGUUGCUGUGACGGUUUUUAUUAACAUAGUUUUACUUUAAAUGACACUUGAAAGGAGUUGUUUUCAUCUGUAAGUACUUUUACAGUACAGCCUUAAUGAUACACACACAUACAAACUUGCCCAAUUUGCGCUUAAAUCUAAUAAAGUUCCGAACAUUAAAUAAACAUUUAAUAAAUUGUUUUAAAUUAAAUGUAAUUACACUUUAAGACACUUCAGCAUGAGUUCACUACGUUAAUGAGAAAUGUUUAUAUAACUGCUAGAGUGACACUAGAGUGCUGCUCCUUAUAGUAGUUGGCCCAUCACUACACAUCAGAAUGAUGUUACAAAUCGCGGUAGUCUCUUGAGAUCUCAAUGACACUAGAGUGACACUAGAGUGCUGCUCCCUAUAGUAGUUGGUCCAUCACUACACAUCAGAAUGAUGUUACAAAUCGCGGUAGUCUCUUGAGAUCUCAAUGACACUAGAGUGCUGCUCCUUAUAGUAGUUGGUCCAUCACUACACAUCAGAAUGAUGUUACAAAUCGCGGUAGUCUCUUGAGAUCUCAAUGACACUAGAGUGACACUAGAGUGCUGCUCCUUAUAGUAGUUGGUCCAUCACUACACAUCAGAAUGAUGUUACAAAUCGCGGUAGUCUCUUGAGAUCUCAAUGACACUAGAGUGCUGCUCCUUAUAGUAGUUGGUCCAUCACUACACAUCAGAAUGAUGUUACAAAUCGCGGUAGUCUCUUGAGAUCUCAAUGGAAAACAAUCCCUGGUCCGGUGGAAUGUUUAGGUAGUAACGUCUCACUUGUCAGUGAGACAGUUAAAAAUUAAAUAUUAAAUAUCGUGAAUGAUUUGCCAUAAUUGAAAAUUACACUAUUUUUGAAGAAAUUAUGAAAAAUUAUAAUAAAUGUAGAGCCAGAUGCUGAGAAAUACUGAACAAAUCUCAAACAAAAUGAAAAAUCAAGCAUGAAUAAACUACAAAGUAAAAUGUAUGAAGUUAUAAUGAAAUAUUUCAAAAUUUACAUGUAAUGAAAAUGAAACGAGAGAAACUUUUAGCUGUUGAGUGAUUUAUGUCGGUAAUUGUUCCAAUAAGCAAUUAAAAUAUUCAAAAUUUAUUAAUUACCACCAUUUUAUUGUAUAGAAAACUAAUAAAUCAAUUUACAAAACUCCCUCUUUAUGGACAAACAUCACCAAGACUAAUACAAAUAUGUGUUUCUUUUAAAUUUUUAAUUAGCAGGUUGAAUUACAGAUCAUUAACUUAAAACCUGCACAUUCUGCAUCCGGUCAUUGAAGAAAUAUCAACAGAACAUUAUUACCAGACAUAUUAGUGAAGGUCAAGGACGUAGCUAACUAAGGAGAUUAAAGGGGUCUGGGCCCUCCCCAAAUUUUGAAUUUUUUAAGUUACUUUUUUGGCAAACUAUUAUUAUUUAGAUAAAUCAGGAUUACUGUCAUGUACUGCUGAAAUAUCGUUCUCAACAUUGAAAAAGGUCAAGAACUUUUUAAGAAACAAAAUGGAGAUUGAGCAAUGACUACACUUGCCUUACUUUGUGACAUUCUUGGUGAAGGUUAAUUUGUAUGGUCACACCAUACUAAAUUUACCACUGAAAUACAUUUUUGAAUCAUUUAGCGCUGGAUUGUAAAGAUACUUACAGUUAUCUCCAUAUUUACUGCUUGUUCAAAAAAAAAUUGAAAAUUUUGUUUGUUUAGAAAUGCAAUAUACAACUAAUUAUAUUCAACUUGUACAUAGAAUGCUUCUGUGGAUAAAGGGCUGUGAAGGUAACCUUGUUUCUAAUAUGAUCAAAGUCAUAUAUAUUACUGUACUCUGUAUUGUUGGACAAAAUUACUAUAAAUAAAUUGUUAAAGUUAUUGUUAAUUAUGAUGUUGAUUGUUGAAACUCAUAUGUUCAAAAUAAGUUAUUGAAGAUGUCUAAACAAUGAAUAUUGAAGCCUCGUAGAUGUCUUCCUGUUAAAGAAAAGUCUACAUGUGUGUCACAUAUUUUGUAUAAAAAGUUGUUUACUUUUUUCUUCUAUAUUACGCACUUAAUUGACAUUUUAUGUGUUUACAUUUUAGUAAUUUGUGUAAGCCAUAGCAUCAAAAAUCAAUUAUGCACUCUUUCAUGUACAAUCCUUGUAAUAAAUUCUAUUAUUAAUUAA
This is a messenger RNA of Homalodisca vitripennis (glassy-winged sharpshooter), 10209 nucleotides long. RefSeq names its product anoctamin-7-like. The transcript has 17 exons. The record is from RefSeq and is a predicted model, not a curated record. Gene Ontology annotation, biological process: chloride transmembrane transport. Gene Ontology annotation, cellular component: plasma membrane. Lineage: Eukaryota; Metazoa; Arthropoda; Insecta; Hemiptera; Cicadellidae. Gene Ontology annotation, molecular function: chloride channel activity; protein dimerization activity. The coding region runs from base 573 to 3467 and encodes 964 amino acids.